Messenger RNA from Helianthus annuus (common sunflower), 1109 nucleotides. RefSeq lists its product as uncharacterized. The transcript has 3 exons. NCBI's taxonomy places the organism in Eukaryota, Viridiplantae, Streptophyta, Magnoliopsida, Asterales, Asteraceae. The coding region runs from base 1 to 954 and encodes 317 amino acids. Gene Ontology annotation, molecular function: DNA-binding transcription factor activity; protein dimerization activity. The record is from RefSeq and is a predicted model, not a curated record. Gene Ontology annotation, biological process: regulation of DNA-templated transcription; endosperm development.
AUGGCUGAAGAAAUAAGCUACGAUGAUGCUUGGUGGGCAACUCACUCAUGGUUUACAUCAAAUGAAAACUUUGGUGAUGAAAUGUUAAGGCAUGCAAAUGAAGCAAAGAUUGAUGACAAGCAGCAACUUGAUCCAAACAUGUGCGAUGAAAACCAGAUUGAACAACCAAAUGAUAUUAUUGUCUCAUCUCAUCAUGAUGGUGAGAAGGAAAUCCAAGAUGGUGAGGUUGUUAAGAAAAGAAAAGGUAAAGCGAUACUAAUAGAUGGUGAUGUUGUAAUGAAAAGAAGUCGAAAAGGGAUCAACGGUGUCAUUCAUAAGCGAAAGGCGAAAGGAAAGAGAUAUCUUCAGCGAUGCAACAAUGGUGCACGAGUUUCAUUAGAGAGAAGAAGAAGAACCAAAGAAAAAAAGUUGUAUGGAGAACUUCUAGCCUUGCUCCCUCAUCUCUCAGUUAAGGAUCACAAAGCCAAAAUACUGAAAGAAGCUGCAGACUCUAUCAAAACAUUGAAGGAAACCCUUCUUGGUCUUGAAAAACAGAAGCUAGAGAGGCUUUAUAGCGCAUCUCAAAGUCUUGUCAGUAACACUGAGUCACCUAACUUGUUAAUUAACAAGGGUGAUUCAGUUAACUUAAACAACAUCUCCUAUCAAAGUUCAAAUUGCUUCGAAACAUAUGCAUCGUCACAUGUCACCUUAAAUGUUUGUGGUGCAUAUGCUUUAAUCAGUAUCUGCUCCGAAAGAAUUCCAGAGCUUUUCACUACAAUUUGCUAUAUUUUUGAGGAGCAUAACAUGGAGGUUGUUUACACUGAAAUAUCUUCUGAUCAGGCUAAGACCAUGUAUCUGAUUCGUGUUCGCUUUCGUGGCAAUGUUCCUCCAGAAUUUGCGGAAGUGUUUCCAUAUGAACAGACGUAUUACAAAGCAGUGGCCCAGAUUGAGAAGUUAGUUAAAUUCCAGAAUUAAUAACCAUAUAAUGAAGGUGUGAUCGAUGGUGGUCUUGGACAGAAAACACAUUACAAGUCUACAAGACUGAUCACCUGUCGGAUGCUUUAAUAUAUCUUAUUUAGUGGCUUAUGUAAUUUGUUAUGCUUUGAAUGUUUCCUUGUUUUCUUGUUUUG